AUGGGUAAUGCUUCUUGCACUGGCUCUUCUGACUGUGUUGGCUACGCCCGUAAUAGAGCACAAGGUUCUGCGAUCAUAUUUUUGACAUCUGACGCGUUGAAGUAUUUUGUAUGUAGUGUGGUGCGACGACUGGCCUCGGCGCCAAGAGUAGCUUCCCCAAAGCCGGAAAGACUACGCGUGCAGAUCAAGAGACUCGGUGGCAAGGCCCGUUCAUUUGGUUACUGCGAUGUGUUGGUCAAUGUCGCUGACCGCUGUCCGCCUGACGCGUCCGUCGAGCUUCGCCGUUCUGCCACCACCACCGUCUUCCACGAGGUUCAGAAUGUUCCUGCGGACCGCUCGACCACUGAGGCCACCCACCAAGGAACAUCAGGCAUUCCUCUGUGGUCAGUCAUAGUAAUCGCCUCAGUUUGCAUCCUGUGCCUUAGUGCGCCGCACUACGACCAGUCGUCAUCUUCGUCAGUUUCGUCACAGUUGUGGCCAAAAUGGCUGUGCAUUAGUUUCUCACAGAAACUGGUAGCCUCCUACGUCCUAGGUAUCGUUACCGCUGUAUUUUUGAAAAGCUGA
Soboliphyme baturini is the source of this 564-nucleotide messenger RNA. NCBI's taxonomy places the organism in Eukaryota, Metazoa, Nematoda, Enoplea, Dioctophymatida, Soboliphymatidae. The record is from the annotation of a GenBank genome assembly.